CCGCCCCCGGCCCCGCCCCCUCCCCGGGCAGGUUAUAUAAAGCGCGGUGCGUGCCGCUGUCCUCCUGACGGUCGCUGCUCGCCGCUCAGUCCGCCCGCUCUCCCCGCACUCUCUGCAGUCUCAGCCGCCGCCAUGUUCCGCUACCUGGGGGAGCUGGUUACCCGCAAUGGGGCCGCGCUGUCCUCCUCCGCCGCUGACUCCGCGCUGCCCGCCGCGGCCGCCGCCCUCCGCCGGUACAGCCAGGCCGUGGACUCCGAGGACGAUCCCAACUUCUUCAAAAUGGUGGAGGGCUUCUUCGACCGCGGCGCCGGCAUCGUGGAGGACAAACUGCUGGAGGACCUGCGGACCCGCGAGACCGAGGAGCAAAAACGGGUCCGCGUCAAGGGGAUCCUGCGGAUCAUCAAACCGUGCAACCACGUGCUGAGCGUCAGCUUCCCCAUCAAACGGGACAACGGGGAGUGGGAGGUGGUGGAGGGCUACCGGGCCCAGCACAGCCAGCACAGGACCCCCUGCAAGGGAGGUAAAUAUAAUACCAUAAUAUAUAAUACCAUAAUAAUAAUAAUAUAAUACUACCACCGGGCCCAGCACAGCCAGCACAGGACACCCUGCAAGGGAGGUAAAUAUACCAUAAUAAUAAUACCAUAAUAAUAAUAUAAUACUACCACCGGGCCCAGCACAGCCAGCACAGGACACCCUGCAAGGGAGGUAAAUAUAAUACCAUAAUAUAUAAUAAUACCAUAAUAAUAAUAUAAUAUAAUACUACCACCGGGCACAGCCAGCACAGGACACCCUGCAAGGGAGGUAAAUAUACCAUAAUAUAUAAUACCAUAAUAAUAAUAAUAUAUAAUAUAAUACUACCACCGGGCACAGCCAGCACCGGACCCCCUGCAAGGGAGGUAAAUAUACCAUAAUAAUAAUACCAUAAUAAUAAUAAUAUAUAAUAUAAUACUACCACCGGGCACAGCCAGCACCGGACCCCCUGCAAGGGAGGUAAAUAUACCAUAAUAAUAAUAAUAUAUAAUAUAAUACUACCACCGGGCACAGCCAGCACCGCACCCCCUGCAAGGGAGGUAAAUAUACCAACUAAUAAUACCAUAAUAAUAAUAUAAUAUAAUACUACCACCGGGCACAGCCAGCACCGGACACCCUGCAAGGGAGGUAAAUAUACCAACUAAUAAUACCAUAAUAAUAAUAUAAUAUAAUACUACCACCGGGCACAGCCAGCACCGGACACCCUGCAAGGGAGGUAAAUAUACCAUAAUAUAUAAUAAUAAUAUAAUAAUAAUAUAAUAUAUAAUACUACCACCGGGCACAGCCAGCACCGGACACCCUGCAAGGGAGGUAACUAUAAUACCAUAAUAAUAUAAUACCAUAAUAAUAUAUAAUAUAAUACUACCACCGGGCACAGCCAGCACCGCACCCCCUGCAAGGGAGGUAAAUAUACCAACUAAUAAUACCAUAAUAAUAAUAUAAUAUAAUACUACCACCGGGCACAGCCAGCACCGGACACCCUGCAAGGGAGGUAAAUAUACCAACUAAUAAUACCAUAAUAAUAAUAUAAUAUAAUACUACCACCGGGCACAGCCAGCACCGGACACCCUGCAAGGGAGGUAAAUAUACCAUAAUAUAUAAUAAUAAUAUAAUAUAUAAUACUACCACCGGGCCCAGCACAGCCAGCACAGGACCCCCUGCAAGGGAGGUAACUAUACCAUAAUAUAUAAUACCAUAAUAAUAAUAAUAUAUAAUAUAAUACUACCACCGGGCACAGCACAGCCAGCACAGGACACCCUGCAAGGGAGGUAAUCAAUAACUAAUAAUACCAUAAUAAUAAUAUAUAAUAUAAUACUACCACCGGGCACAGCCAGCACCGGACACCCUGCAAGGGAGGUAAAUAUACCAUAAUAUAUAAUACCAUAAUAAUAAUAAUAUACAAUAUAAUACUACCACCGGGCACAGCCAGCACCGCACACCCUGCAAGGGAGGUAACUAUACCAUAAUAUAUAAUACCAUAAUAAUAAUAUAUAAUAUAAUACUACCACCGGGCACAGCACAGCCAGCACCGGACCCCCUGCAAGGGAGGUAAAUAUACCAUAAUAUAUAAUAAUAAUAUAAUAUAUAAUACUACCACCGGGCCCAGCACAGCCAGCACAGGACCCCCUGCAAGGGAGGUAACUAUACCAUAAUAUAUAAUACCAUAAUAAUAAUAUAUAAUAUAAUACUACCACCGGGCACAGCACAGCCAGCACCGCACACCCUGCAAGGGAGGUAACUAUACCAUAAUAUAUAAUACCAUAAUAAUAAUAAUAUAAUACUACCACCGGGCCCAGCCAGCACCGCACACCCUGCAAGGGAGGUAACUAUACCAUAAUAUAUAAUACCAUAAUAAUAUAAUAUAAUACUACCACCGGGCACAGCCAGCACCGCACACCCUGCAAGGGAGGUAACUAUACCAUAAUAUAUAAUACCAUAAUAAUAUAAUAUAAUACUACCACCGGGCCCAGCCAGCACCGCACACCCUGCAAGGGAGGUAACUAUACCAUAAUAUAUAAUACCAUAAUAAUAUAAUAUAAUACUACCACCGGGCACAGCCAGCACCGCACACCCUGCAAGGGAGGUAACUAUACCAUAAUAUAUAAUACCAUAAUAAUAUAAUAUAAUACUACCACCAGGCACAGCCAGCACCACCCUGCAAGGGAGGUAACUAUACCAUAAUAUAUAAUACCAUAAUAAUAUAAUAUAAUACUACCACCGGGCACAGCCAGCACCGCACACCCUGCAAGGGAGGUAACUAUACCAUAAUAUAUAAUACCAUAAUAAUAUAAUAUAAUACUACCACCGGGCACAGCCAGCACCGCACACCCUGCAAGGGAGGUAAUCAAUAACUAUAUAAUAAUAUAAUACUACCCAGCACAGCCAGCACCGCACCCCCUGCAAGGGAGGUAACUAUACCAUAAUAUAUAAUACCAUAAUAAUAUAAUAUAAUAUACCCAGCACAGCCAGCACAGGACCCCCUGCAAGGGAGGUAAAUAUAAUACCAUAAUAUAUAAUAAUACCAUAAUAAUAAUAUAAUAUACCCAGCACAGCCAGCACCGGACACCCUGCAAGGGAGGUAAAUAUACCAUAAUAAUAAUAUAUAAUAUAAUACUACCACCGGGCACAGCCAGCACCGGACACCCUGCAAGGGAGGUAAAUAUAAUAACUAAUAAUAUAUAAUAAUAUAAUAUACCCAGCACAGCCAGCACAGGACACCCUGCAAGGGAGGUAAAUAUAAUAACUAAUAAUACCAUAAUAAUAUAAUAUAAUACUACCACCGGGCCCAGCACAGCCAGCACCGCACACCCUGCAAGGGAGGUAAAUAUACCAUAAUAAUAUAUAAUAAUAAUAUACCCAGCACAGGACACCCUGCAAGGGAGGUAAAUAUAAUAACUAAUAAUACCAUAAUAAUAUAAUACUACCACCGGGCCCAGCACAGCCAGCACCGCACACCCUGCAAGGGAGGUAAAUAUACCAUAAUAAUAAUAAUAUAUAAUAAUAAUAUACCCAGCACAGGACACCCUGCAAGGGAGGUAAAUAUAAUACCAUAAUAAUAAUAAUACCGGGGGAUACCGGGCCCAGCACAGGACACCCUGCAAGGGAGGUAAUCAAUAAUAUAUAAUAAUAAUACCGGGGAUACCCAGCACCGCACCCCCUGCAAGGGAGGUAAUCAAUAAUAAUAAUAUAAUAACAAUAAUAAUAUACCGGGCCCAGCACAGCCAGCACUGCACGCCCUGCAAGGGAGGUAAAUAUAAUAAUACCACCCCGGGCACAGCCAGCACCGCACCCCCUACAAGGGAGGUAACUAUCAUACCAUAUAUAAUAAUAUAAUAUACCGGGCACAGCCAGCACCGCACACCCUGCAAGGGAGGUAAUCAAUAUACAAUAAUAUAAUAUAAUAUACCGGGGGUACCGGGCCCAGCACAGUCAGCACCGCACGCCCUGCAAGGGAGGUAAAUAAUAUAAUAUAAUACCCCGGGCACAGCCAGCACCGGACACCCUGCAAGGGAGGUAAAUAAUACUAUCAUAUAUAAUAAUACCGGGGAUACCCAGCACAGCCAGCACCGCACCUCCUGCAAGGGAGGUAACUAUACCAUAAUAUUAAUACCAUAAUAAUAUAUAAUAUACCGGGCCCAGCACAGCCAGCAUCGCACACCCUGCAAGGGAGGUAACUAUACCGUAAUAAUACCAUAAUAUAUCAUAAUACCCAGCACAGCCAGCACAGGACACCCUGCAAGGGAGGUAACUAUAUCUUAAUAAUAAUACCAUAAUAUAUCAUAAUGCACAGCCAGCAUAGGACACCCUGCAAGGGAGGUAACUAUACCGUAAUACCGGGAUACUGGGGGGGGUAAUACCGGGCACAACCAGCACCGGACACCGUGCAAGGGAAGUAGUAAUACUAUACCACCGGGAGGUAAUACCAGGCCCAGCACCGGACACUCUGCAAGGGAGGCGAGUCCCGGGAUACCGGGGGGGAGACUGGGGGUAACACUACCUGUGUAAUUAUUCUGUAUAAUGUGAGUGUCCCAGGUUGGAUCCUCUGAUAUAGCCCAGGUCCAGUCUCCAUACUCUCCAAGCCCUGGGGGAGGGAUGCUCUGUGUUAACAUUUUAUUCCUAUAAUUACAGCUAUAUAGACAGUAGUAUCUGCUAAUACAGUGACUAUUAAUAAUAUUGUAUGAAUUACGAUCAUCUGCAAAGAGACAAUUAUCUUCUAAUGGACAUUAUCCUGAUAGACCCUUAUAUGAGCUAUGCAGGUUUAUAGAAGGUGUUCAGUCAGGCCCGCAAUGUCCUUACAUUAAGAAUUCCCAUUUACUAUAGUAGUCAGUAGAUGCAAUGUAUAGGAUGUAAUUAGGUCUUCAUUUAAUGGCUCUAUUCACCCAAUACCUGAACAAAGCUGGAGGUGAGUCUGCAGGACAUUGGGAUUUGCUUUCAUUGUCCUGGGGCACUAGUAACACACAGCAUAUUCUGUGCAUUGCACUUAUCUUUAUUGCCAUAUUCUCUUAAUGGGUUUAAUUUCCACUGGUAAUCACUUUUCUGGGGAACUUCCUAUAUCUGUAACCAGCCUGUACUGGAUCCUGCCUGCAAUGGUUUCCAUAUUAAUGUAUUUAGAACUAUUGAUCAGCUGCUGAUUGUUCUCAAUUGAAGCCUAUUGUUUAGAUCUUUUUAUUUUUAUGCUCAGGGAAAACCUAAUUACAGAUCCAAUUACCAUAAACAAAAACCCAUUUCAAACCUUUUUAUGUGUAUUGGCAGCAUUGUCUUAAACACUGCUCACUACACCUAGUGUCCUUUAAAGCAAAAUAGUUCAUUGUGCGUUUCUCUGUGGGUGCACUCCCUAUGAACCAUCUGUCGUGGUUUGUAUAGAAUUAGAUGGUAUAAGGAUCAAUUGGUGAAUAGGGAGUAGCCAUAGGCUUUCUGACCACUCUGUUGUUCUCUGGAGAUUAAAAUGUCAUUUGUGCUGUCUGGUCUAAGAAAUGUAUUUGGUUGAUCUAGUAUUUUGUCCCCUUUGCUGCAGUCUGAUUGUGUUUUGCUUCUAAAUGAUCGCAUGUGUCGAAGGCCAUUGCAGUCCUUUUAAAUAGUCACAGUGCGACCCAUUCAUUCUGCCUCGGACAGCUGACUCGUAAAAGAUCACUUUGAAUUCUCAAAGAUGUAAUGAGAUCCUAUGUGCCCUUCCAACUUUAUAUAAAACAUUACAAUUAAUUUAAUUGUGCAAUCCCCUGGAAGCUGGCAAUGUAUCUCAUAAGAUGUACUUCAAUCAUUUUGGGUUCUAUGGUGGAAACCAGUGUAAAGUAACGGUUUGCAAUGCAAUAGUGUGUUUUUUUUUUUUUGGUUUUUUUUCUUGCAUCUUUACGCAUCAAUACACCACCUCGUUAGUAAUGCUCCACUUUUCACAAAACCUCUCUUGGUUGGACAUACAGUGUAUGUUUGCAGCUGGCAAAUGCGAGGCGACCUGCAGCCAAUCCCUGUCAUCUUACUGCACUAUAUGGCAAGGAGUUCUUUGCAGGUCAGCUCACACUGAUCUCUCAUUGGCUGCGCUCUGUACUUCCAACCAGGAAGAGAUUUUAUACAAAUGGGAGGUGGGGCUACAGGUUGCGGGGCCAAACAUAACCUGCACUUUGUCUGGGGAACAGAGCGUUCCUUUAAGAUGAAGUUCAUUGAUGCAAACAUCCACGUGCUUUGCUAGUAUAGAGCAUAGCUGCAACUAAAUUGUUUAUACACUCUACUUCAAGUGUUUGAGUGGUCGUUUUUUCUUUUCAGUGAAAAACGUGUUUUUUUUUUUCAUAGCUGUGUGUAGGGUAAAAGUGCAAAUGCUGUCAACUCAUUGUGACCUUCCUGAAGAAAUCUGUCCGAUUUAGUGACCUUGGAUCAAGUUUCUUUUUAACCAAUAGUUAUUGGUUAGCGUUUAAGUGCUCUCUAUUUAAUCAUACAGCCUGGUUAUGUCACAUGUCGACCUGUCAGAUUUUUACUUGGUUUUUACAUGAUAAUUUGUACUAGUCUAGGCACUCAAAAAGUGCACUUGUUUUUAAUUUUAAAAUGUAUUUAUAGAAGUGCCUUAAAACCUUGGGGCAAAAACUGUAAAUGGAUUGGUGUGACUCAGAGAAUUAGAAUUUUCUGUCUGUAGUAUACCUAAAUACUUUACGUCGACAUUGGCAUGUUGCAGUUGUGCACAUUCUCCCAGGAGCAGUCGUGAAAGACUUGUACUAAAUUGCAUGAUGUGCAGAUAUUCAUUUAUAGACCAGCUAAACCUUUUUACUAGUUGCCCUAUAUGAAUCCCACAUGUAUAUACAAACGCCCUUCUGAAGCUGAUCUGUGGUGAUUCAUUUAUUUUUAUGCAAAAUGGAGGAAAACUUUUUUUUUUUUUUUUCCCCCUUUCUACAAAAUGUCAGCUGGUACUUAUUUAGCCUCCUUUGAAACUAGGGAGUGGUAAGGUCUCUUUCAGCAAGCUUUUGGUUUAGAGCCAAUGGAAACUUUUUCGUUUUUCUGCAUGAAAAAGUAGUGAGUCAUACUGUACAAAAAUUCCUUUCUAAGGAUGCAUUUUGUCUGAGUCUCCCAUCAGGAACCACAGAGGGAAAUUGUUUACGAGUGUUCAACACAAACAUCCUUGUUGCGAUAGAAAUUGGGCAAAUGCCUGCCUAUAUUUUGCUUGUGCCAAUUUAGCAGGGUGCUUUAAUGCUGGUUGUCUUGGCACCUCAGGUGUUAGAGGCUUCAUAUGUGUAGGACUUUGGUGUAUUCUCCUCUUUGAAACCUAAAAUUCAGUCAUUGGUUAACCCUAGUCCCAAUAAACAGAGAAAUGUGUGUUUAAUCAGCUCCAUCUUUUAUUUUUACCAUCUAGGUUGCCCAAAAGGUUGGUACCAAGAUGUUUUGUCAUUCUAAAGGCAUGCAGCAAACCCUCAUGGGAGUUGUAGAUCCCCAGAUGUUGAACUACCUUUUGGGCGACCCUGGUCUAGGUUAUACCUUGAAGAGUACCCUAGAUGGGUUUUACUUGGCUUAUGGCGUUUGUCACGCUUUGCCAAAAAAUACACUGAAGCAGUAGUGAGGAGUCCUACUUGCUGUCUGUGUAACCUGGGUGUCUUUUUACCUUUCAAUGAACGUGUUUCGGCAACUUGCUUUCAAACCUUAAAGGAUCACUAUAGUGUCAGGAAAAGAAAGCGGUUUUCCUGACACUAUAGUGCCCAGAGGGUGCCCCCACCCUCAAGGUCCCCCUCUCGUGGCACUGAAGGGGUUAAAACCCUUACAGUUACUUACCUUAUUCCAACGCCGGGCUCCCUCGGCGCUGGUGACCUCUUCUUCCCCGCCGACGUCAGUGGAGCUGAAUGCUUAUGCGCGGCAAAUACGCUCUGCAUGUUGGAGGCAUAAUAUGCCUCCAGCGUUGCAGAUGCACCUCUAGUGGCUGUCCGGAAGACAGCCACUAGAGGCUGGAUUAACCCUGCUAUGUAAACAUAGCAGUUUGUCUGAAACUAUGUUUACAUCUAAAUGGGUUAAAACCUGGGGGACCUGGCACCUAGACCACUUCAUUGAGCUGAAGUGGUCUGGGUGACUAUAGUGUCCCUUUAAUGUUAAAACGGAGUAUCUAACCUGGAUGUUACUGCCCUCAGAGUAAUAGUUGUUUAUGAACUUUAUUCACAAGUCAUAAGUUUGAAUUCUUCUGAGCACUACUUAGUCUCACUUUUGGUUUUCAUUACACGGUUUAUUAAGAGAAAUGUUAUUUUCUUAACCUUAGUUUUUUUUCUCUCUCUUCAUUCAGGUAUUCGUUACAGCACAGAGGUUAGCGUUGAUGAAGUAAAAGCGUUGGCUUCUUUGAUGACUUACAAAUGUGCUGUUGUAGGUAAGUUGUCCUAAUUCUUCUACGUCUUGAAUACUUUGAUUGCAAAAAAUACCUUGAGCAUAUAUCUGUGAUUAUAUAGAAUUUCAAUCUGAACACUAGAACAGCGACAUCAGUGUCCUAACCUGACCUCUUCAUCAAUCAGUCAUGUGGUAUAUUAGUCUUGUAUUUUCAUGGAUGCUCGAGCAUAAGAGAUGUUCUCUGUAAGAACUCGUGGUAUCUGAGACUUCCAUGCUUGCCAGUGAAUGCCGAACCACUCAUAAAUAAACAGAAAUGCUCUUUGGGACUCUGUGCUGUUAAACGUUAUGCCCGCUUUUAACCCCACGAGUGCCAGCCAUGUAAUUCCCAUGGCUGGCUGAGUAGACGUUAAAGGCAAUCUACCCUUUUCUGCAUUUCUAAGGCUUCAAUUUUUAAAACAUUGCACAGUUACCCUAAACUCUCUACCCUGCUGCAUGAUCACAGCUAUUGUACAGAGUCUUUGCUUUAGUAGUGCAGGAACACUCUGCAAAGUAUUGCACAUGUUAAAUUAUGGAUAGCUCUCCAUGCCAGAAUGCUGGGCAUCCAAGCUACGUUAUACUGCAAAAUAUACAAAAGACCAGGCUAGGGUAAUCCAAAAGAGGUUUAUUUUUACAAUUAAGUGACUUCCUUUACAGCUGAAAUGCCACAAGUGGUUUUGCAAGAGUCAGGCAGUUGGUAGUCUCCAUUACAACGUGUGGGCAAUCACAGGCCGUUUCUUGUGAUGACCACUCUGAUCAGUACAAACAUCAGGGACUAUACCCACCGUUCCAGCUGCUUUUUGGCUGUAAUUGUAUUUGUCGCUUUGUGUAAUGCACAUGCUCUCCAAAUUAAAAGUAGAAAACCAUUCUUCCAUAUUGAUGUAGUCUCUUCUGUUGCCCUACAUACUGAGCAAUAAAAUCCAUUGUACAAUUCAAGGAGUGUAUAAAAAUGUAGGACUCAAAGAAACUUUUCAUACCAAAAUAUCCCAAAUAAAAUAACCUAUAUUGUCUACCAUGGAAAAAUGAGAUGUCUGGAUGUAUAUGUACCUGGCCAAACGGACGCGUUUCUUUUAUUUUUAGAUGUGCCUUUUGGUGGAGCCAAAGCGGGUGUCAAAAUAAACCCUAGGAAUUACUCGGUAAGUUUUUCACACUUGAAAGGACACCUCAAGCUGGGGUUGGUUUGUGUUUGUUUUAUAAACCGUAGAUAAUGCAUUAAAUAUAUGCCAAAAAAGUCCAAAUGUUGGAUGUCUACUUGAAGGUCAGCAUUUGUUAUUCCACUUUUUGACACACUUUAACUUCCCAUAGAACUGUUACGUUUUUUCCAUAAGCAGUCUUAUUAGCACAGCAAGGGUUUCUGGGAGUUAUGGUUCACCUGUCUUUCUGCUCUAGGUAGCCAGCACUUAGAACUACAAUUCCCAGAAACCUGCCAUUGCUUUAUGCACAGUAGUGCUUUUAGAGCGGAUAGACUGCAGUGUAGGUAUGUUCAUGGAGCAAAGCUAUUUUUACAAUGGAUUUAAAAACAAAAUGGGCACUAACCUACAUUUCCGAACGUGUGUGAGUGCCCUUUUAGAGAUCUGAAGAAAAGUUUGUCAACUGGUCCUGUUUGGCUGUGUGCACAUACAUAUGGGGCUUACAAUGUGGCUUUGAAUGUUCAUUAACCUAAUGUCUUACAAAUGCAUCUUUCUCUGAAAUCCUAUGAGUUAUGGAAAGUGAAGCAAGUUUGCUUAAUUUCUAUUUAGAUAAUGAGCUUACUAUCUUUAGCUUUAGUCAGCUGGCCUGCGGAAGAGAGUCCGUUUAUUGUACUCUAGACUGAAAACAAGUCUACUUGAAAGCGGAUUCCAGAAAGAAAUGAUAACUUAUUGAGGUUCUGUAUACAGGGGCAGACUCAGCGCUCCCAUGGUGACCGAUUCCUUUUCUUGUGUAUGAAGAUUGUAGUCUGAUAACCAAGCCCCAAUGUCUGAUGUUCAUGCAGCAUUACGAGGGCAAUCUGUGCCAGCUAAUACACUGCAUGGGAGGAGACUGCUUAAAAUGCUUUCACUUCCCUCUUUUGUGGUCCACCUUUAAAGUCCAUUUUACAUUGAGUAACUGCAGUGUGUCCUAGACCCAGGCAAUACAUUGAGACAUGGCUUUUCUGUAAAUGUAUUGCCGGGGCUUGUCCUUCUCCUGCUUUGUCUUUUAAAGAAAGUAAACAUUAUAGCAAGUGAAGUGUUUAUGGUUUUGAAAGUUGUUCCUCUGAAGAUGCUUUAAUUAACUUGGGAAAUGUAACCUUUUCAGUGGUUUAUUCCCACCAUAGGAUGCAGAGCUGGAAAAGAUUACGAGGAGGUUCACGAUAGAACUGGCAAAGAAAGGCUUUAUCGGUAAGUUUGCAGAGCUGCUGCAUGGGAUUAAAGGUUUGAUGUAUUGGGCUUUAUCUUGUAUGGCACAGUCUGCAGUGCUUGAUACAGCUGUUUAAUAAUGCUUCCUACACUCUCUCUCACCAUCUCUAACCCCUUCAAUCAUCGUGUUUCCAGUAUCUUCUCAGCUUCCUUUUUAAACAUCUGUUUAUUACACCAAGUAAAGAUCUCCUUUCCAAAUUAUAAUGGAUCUCCUGCAAGGAUGUCCACAGCACAGGGCAAAAUAUUAAUGGGGCAUAGAGGCAAUCACUUCUCCUUAAAGGUCACCUUGGAAAUGACCUUGGCUCUUGCCUCUCUAGCAGGGUAGCAGCCAUUGUGCAGGGCCAGCUUGAACUUCCAUCAAUGCCUUUAAUGUUUGCUUAAUAAGCCACUUGCACAUUAUUAUACCAUAGCUAGCUUUAGUCUGCUAGGGCUGCCACAAAGGGAAAACUUGAUAAGUCUGAGAUCAGCUUGCGGCUGUAACCUGUGGUAGGUCUAUUUGGAAAUCAAAGUAAUGUCACAAUGGGGUGCUGGCUGGGCCAUCCGUGCUGGACUGCUCCUUUAGGUCACUUUGAUUUGUGUGGGUAUCCUGCUAACUCAGUGUACGUAACACUCUGCUUUCUCUGCUAACCAAAAUGACCAAUAAUAUUCCUAUGGACAGGGGCCACUCGCUGCUCCUUAUUGUCAAAAGACCACUGUCCCAGAAACAUUGAUUUAGUGGACAUGUACUUAAUAUCCCUUUAAAGAGUCUAAGCACAAUGUUCAUCUCCUAAUGAAAUGGUAUUGCCUUAGAGAUGCAGCCUUGCAACUGAAAUAUCUGGUAUCCGCAUGCAAUAUAGGGUGACACUAGACUAAGGCCCUGUGUCCAAUGCUUCUCCAUCAUUCUCAACUGUAAUCUGACGAUCUAGUCCUUUUUCUUCUGAUUGUAUGUCUUCUCAUACCCACCUCAGUCUUACAUUGGCCAAAUUUCAUUUUCAAUUCUUAAAUGGACUCUCCAUGCACCUCAACAGCUUAUUGCUCACUGAAUAUGUACAAUAAAGUUACUUAUAACUGCAUGGAUUACCAAGACUACUGCAAUUAUUAGUCUGCUCCAUUAAUGGCUGAUGUAAAAGGACAUGUUUUCACUUCCUCUUUUUAACAUGCAUAUUCAGAAUUUUUAUUUUCUCUUUUUUUCACCCUUCCUCUCUCCCUUUUCAAUGAUUUUAUUUCUUCCUUUUUGGAGAUUGUUAAACAAUACUUUCUCUCCUUUAAGGGCCUGGCAUUGAUGUCCCAGCUCCAGAUAUGAGCACAGGAGAGAGGGAAAUGUCCUGGAUAGCAGAUACUUAUGCUAAUACUAUUGGACACACGGUAAGUUUGUGAACCUGCCAUGGUUGAAAAACCUGUUCAUUUCAUUAUUUAACCCUAAGACUGUUGAUUGGAUGUUUGUCCAACAAUUUACGUCUUUGUGGCUUGAUAAAGUGCUAAAUGAGAAGCAAUCCCUGGAAACCAGCAGAACGUCUCAGUGUAAUACUUUGCUCCUGAGUAGCACCUAUUUUUCUAAGUGUAGAAGUGGCAGACCUCACUGGACUGGAUAUGUUCUGAAAGCAGUAAAACUAUUUAAAAAAUAAAAUAAAAAAUCUUGCCCCAAGUGUCUUGUAAGGGCGUCAACAUACACACGAUCCCCAGUACUUGCCUGUCUGUCCAAUUAUCUGGUUGGUUCUGCGAUCCCUUGGGUUCCUCUGUGCUUCCUUUUAAAGCACUAUGGUAGAAGUAGUUGCUGCUCCUAGGGGCUUCUGAUAUUUUUCUCUCUAGACUGGUUCAUGCAGGGAGCAUGUUUUUCAGGCCACAGUCUUGGUGAGGAGGGCACACCAUGUAUGUGAAAGUAUACGAUUAAACGUUAAGCUGUGCUUUCAUGGUAUAACUUCCUGUAACUCAGUGGAUUGGUUAGCUGUAGAAAGCUGCUCUGCCCAAUAACAUGCCUUGUUUUCUAUACCUUUAUACACAAUCUGAUGUCUCUCCCGUUUAUUUUCUCUAUGGUAAAACUAUUUCAAGCUGUAGGUGGUUAUUGAUGAUUUCAAAAUCAAAGCUGUUAACUUGUCUUUAGUUAAACCUAGUGAAAGCUGCCCGCCGGGAGAAUUUACAUAAAUCCAGUUCUUCACUUGUAUAGGAAAUCCAGUCAGUCCAGACAUAAAGUGAAAAUUCUUUUAGUACUGCAUUAUUCAUUUUUUUUUUUUUUUAUGUAUUUUGUUGGCACCAUGUUACUGCAGGAAAUUAAAUUCUAGGCAAUCUACAAAUAAGCCUUCAAGUCUUGGGCCUUUUUGAGUAUCUUUGAUCCUAUUGGAAUUCUAUAUCAUGUAAAGUUUAUUGUUUAAAUCACACUUUAACGCUUCCUAUUAGGCUGUCUAAGGAAAGUAAGAGUCCAUGGCUCACUGAAAUGCUGAUUUUAGCGCAGCAUAUGAUUGAUCUGUUUAAUGUCUUUAAAAAGUUUAUCUAAAAGAGAAAUCCCAAACUUUUUUUUUUUUAUUUUGUCACAAAAAACAUUUUUCACACACUUGUUGCUCUGCAGGAUAUUAAUGCACAUGCCUGUGUAACUGGUAAGCCGAUCAGCCAGGGAGGAAUUCAUGGACGUAUAUCGGCCACCGGUCGGGGUGUCUUCCAUGGGAUUGAGAACUUUAUCAAUGAAGCUUCAUACAUGGGCCAGCUGGGCAUGACUCCUGGGUUUGGUGACAAAACCUUUGUCAUUCAGGUAAAGCAUAUGUUUAAUUUCAUGCCUCUCAUCAGAACCUGGAUUACUGUGCAAUGAUAGGGGAAUUCUAGAUCUGGGAAAACGCCCUGUUUGGACGGUACAUUUAUUGUUGAAGCUGCAUGCACAAAAUAUUGUCUGAUGUGCAUAAACAGUUUGGCUGGAGGCGGGUGGGGGAUGGUGGAUGAUCUUUUUAAUGGCACAGUACACUUGUACACAUGUGUUUGCUGUAAAUGCAGAUAGCCUGCUAGGUGUUAGUGGUCUUGCAUAUUUCAGUUAGCCCCUAAAACAGAUUACCUGUGUCUGGUACCAGAAUGAGGAAGCUAUACCCAGUAUGACUAGCUGAUAUUGUUGUUUCAAGCAUGGGGUGUGUGCCUCUGACAUUUCUUGUAAGAAGCUGUGUGUCUUGCGGCACCAGAUUCCUUCAGUUGUUGUAGCAGUGCCUGUUUGAAGUGCUGAACAUGCAUGUACAAGGCUUACAAAAACAGCACUUCCUGAUUACAUUAGUAAACCUGCUUAGCCAUACAAUCCCACUUUCCACUGGCAGGCUUGGCUGUCUGCUUUUUACAGACUUGGCUUGAUAACUAAAGGAAAGCUGCCAUGGUGGUGGAGCACAAUCAAUAUGCUCGUGUUUUUCUAUUUGACAACAUUGAGUCACAUCGGCAGAGUGAUAAGUUCUCAAUGAGAAACUGUGUGACAGUAUACAAACAGCCGAUGCUCUCAGCCAGCGAUAAUGGAACUUCGUAGGCUAGUGUGAAACUGCAUAGCUGUACUGACAGAACUAUGGGUGCCAGAUAGAACCAGGUAAGUGUCACUGUCUGACAGCUUAUCGUGGGACGAUUUAAAGGGGUUAGGUGCUUGCAUCUACCGUUUGCAGUAGUGGUUGUGGUACUUAGCGUGUCUCUUUAAUUCAGUGGUUUCCAAACCAGUCAUCAAGCCCCGCCUACCAGUCCAGGAUUUAGGGAUUACCCAGUUGUGUCUAAGGUCUUUUUACAAGAAGGGGGAAAAAAAAUACUUUGACACAACUGGGUAAUCUCUAAAUCCUGGAAUGGUAGGCGUGCCUUGAUGACUGGUUUGGAAACCACUGCUUCUUUAAUCUGAAGUCUGAAUCUACUGCGUUGGUCUAACAUACAGUUUAUGGAAUUCUCAUAAGUAAAUGGGCUAAAUGACAAGUACAGGAAGUGCAGACAUUUUUACAGAGGGAGAACAAAUGUGCACAUACUCAUUACACUGAUGCAACUUUUCAACAUCCAUAUCCUGUAAGCUCUUACUCAAAGUAAGAUGGCUAUAUGUGAAAUUCCUGCCAAAGUUUUUCUUCCUUUUUUUGAUUCAUGUCUUUAGUAUUUAAGCUGUAACCGUGGCUGGUUCCCUUAUUUACCACUAUAACGUCUUAAAGCAUAGAACUUAGCAGAGCUAACCAAUACAGAUACAUUAGCCAUAAUUUUAUAUAGUUAGUAAGAGAUCCUCUAUUUAACAUAUAAAUAAUUAAGAAUACAAUAUAAAACUAGAAAAGCUACAAUUUCUGGUGAAAUUGUGUGAAGUGUUCUUGCCUCCACCUGUAGUCUACAACUGGAGUGGGCGGAGUAACUGUUAUCAUUCACAUAGCACAUUUAAUUGCAACGUUGUUGCACAGUUACAUUAAACCAUACAUUUAUAAAAACAUUAGCAGGUGUUCAAAAGGCCCUGUCUAUGACAUCACUUGCUGCUGCAGCUUGACACAGGUCAGAGUAUUUUGGUGGUUGCCAUCUUCAAACGGUCGUAUUUUAAAAACUAUAAAUCCUACAGCGAAGAGCUUUAUAUUGUGAGAAUCACAAGACCCAGACCUACAUUUUGAUGCAUAGUAUGUCUCUGAAGUAUUAAAAUUGAAGGCACAGUCGCAGUUUAGAAAUUGCACUUCAAAUUUGAGCUUUGCAGAGUGAAGUUUCAAUGAAAGUCAAUGGACGGCGUUAGUUGCAAACAAAUGAUUAUAUUGUGAAAACUAUCAGGACUACGGCUUAGCCGUUGACAUGUUUAGUGGCAGCAGGGAUAGCUGAACGUUUUGAUAUAAGAUUUGUGUAGGUGGGCACGUUUUGGUAAAUUUUGGUCUAUGUAGUGUAAAAACUGUGGGAGGAGUUAGGGUGGCAAAUUUUGCUAUAAUAAUAAUAAUAAUAUAUAUGUGAUAACAUUAAGUGGUCUUGCUAUGCAAGAACACUUAAUAAUAAUAAUAAUAUAUAUGUGAGAUAACAUUAAGUGGUCUUGCUAUGCAAGAACACUUCAUAAGGAUUGUCUUUGAAGCAAUAAAGUUUUGUCUUUUAGAUAUUUAUUAUAUAAAAAUAUAAAGACAUAUAAAAUCCAUUACAAUUUAUAGCAGAGUUUAUAAGAUUAAACUAAAUGCUUGCAAAUAUCAUUAAUAGAUUAACAUACCCUCCUUAACAUGUCAUGUCAGCCUCUCUGUCAUUAGAAGGUGGAGCGUCUGUCUCCAAAUCUCUCCUCUCUAACACUUAAAAGGCACACAUAUUUAUACCUUAAGUGUCUUCAUUUUAGGAUUACUGUAGUUCAUAUAUGAAAAAGUAACUUUUUACUUCAUUUUAGGACCUCCCUUAACUUGGCAAAAAAUUAAGGCCAUAACUAAAACGUAAGGGUGCACACGUCAUGGGAAAUUCCCUGACUUAGGACAAGAUGGCAUCUUAAAGUCUGUACAUCUUUAUCUAUUUAGGGUUACCACAGUAUAUUAUGUACUGAAAGAGUCGUAGCAUAGCCUUGAAGCUUGUUUAUACAUUAGUAUUUCGUCUGGGACAAACUGGCGUAAACCUUAUGCACUGAACGUAGGUAUAAGGUUAUUGCUUAAAGAAACAUGUAUGAAAAACAAUGUUCCAUUUCUAACACUUAUCAGUUUGCAAUAUCGCUUAAAGACAAAGUACACAGUUUGAGAAAUACAAUAUUUGCAUUUGCCCGUAGCAAACCCAUGUCUAUUUCCAUCAUGCCCACCCAUUGUGUUGUGAUGUAAGUAUUGCUAUAAAAUGUAAAUGUAUUCCUAUUUUACUUAAACAGGGAUUUGGUAAUGUUGGUCUGCAUUCCAUGCGUUAUCUCCACCGUUUUGGUGCCAAAUGUGUUGGCAUUGGUGAGAUUGAUGGUACCAUCUGGAAUCCAAAUGGUAUUGACCCUAAAGAACUUGAAGACUACAAACUGGUAAGCCGUGGGAGAUGUGUAGUGGUUUGUUACUUUUAUUCUUGACAAGCGAGCGGACACUUCCCUGCUUUAAGGAUCACUACAUAGUGUUGGGAACACAAUUCUAAGUAUCCAAUGUCCUCCGUAUAGAGAGUUUUGGCUUCCUAAUGCACAGCAACUGAUGCAUAUGCAUUUAUAAUUCCCCAUAGGAAAGAGGCUUCCUUGUCACGUCGCUGAGUUUUGACAGCCAGUAGAGGUGGCCUUAACCCUGAAAUGUAAACAAUGCAGGAUUCAGAGGACCGGGACCCCUAGACCACUAUAAUGAAAUUGCUAUCAGGCUUCUUUUAAUUCACUACCUUUCCAUAGAGUAUUUCCAUGUAAUUCUGCACAUUUGAAUGCUUCAUAUAAAAAGUGGCAUCAUACUGGAAAUCCAUACGGUCAGUAAAUAGCAAGAGUCCAGCCGAUAUUGCCUUCCCAGUGAAAUAAACCGAAGAGCUUGAAAUGUUUUUACAUGGUUCUUGCUCUAUACAAACUGAGCUGAAUGGGCGGCACACUCCAUUGAAAAGUUGGUGCUGUCCUGACCGUACUCAUAUUUAAAAAAAUAAAUAAAAUUUUUUUAUUUAAUUUUCCUUUUUAUUCUGCUGUAGAGUAGGAGUAGUGGUGUGUCUUUAAAUUCUCACAUGUGUAUCUUUGAAACAGCAACACGGAACAAUAGUGGGAUUCCCGAAGGCCCAGCCAUAUGAUGGAAACAUUCUCGAGGCAGAGUGCGACAUUCUCAUCCCAGCUGCCAGUGAGAAGCAACUCACAAAGUCGAAUGCACAUAGGAUAAAAGCCAAGGUGACUGGUUUCUCUUGGAUAUUAACUUGACUUGCAGUUAAUGAAGUUUAUGAAUUACUAACACGUGCCUCUGAUUUGAUGCAGAUUAUUGCCGAAGGUGCGAACGGUCCUACAACGCCAGAAGCUGAUAAAAUCUUCCUUGAAAGGAACAUCAUGGUCAUUCCAGUAAGUUCUUGGCUCCCAACGUUAACACGUGAAUUGUACUUUACAUAUGACUCACAAUGUGAAGCACUGCCCAAAAAAGAGAAUCCCCGAGGUCCGGCAAUGGCUACAACUCCUAUGAUUUGUCAGCUAAAUGGCACUUGAGUUUGCAGUGCCACCAAGGCUUUCAUUUACAUUCUACUAGUGCCAACUUCAUGACAGGUGCACUUUUGUUGACAACCUUUGUAUGAAUUUUUUAUUUUUUUUGUAACAAUUGAAAGAAUAUGGGUUCACCAAAUAAGUGUUUUGGAACAUGUAACGUAAUAAAGUACUGCACAUGGUGUUCUUCAUCCCAUAUUAAGGACAUUGUAAUUUUUUUCCAACUUGGUAAUGAGAGGAGAUGUAUGUUGUUGUAGUGCAGCUCUGUGUGGUCCUAUAGGGAAGCUAUUAGAGGCCAACAAUUGCCAGCACAUAAUGCGUAUGCUGUUUGGAAGCUUUAUUUCUAAUACAAUGAAACAACCACCUUGGCAUUAAUUUGGGUUUGGAAAUUAGGGUUUUGGCCGUGUAUUAUGACAAAUGCACUUGCCGUUCUUUUAUCAAAAAUAAUUCAUGAACGUUUUGGGUAAACUUCCAAAAUGCACGAUUCAUUGGCAGUUUUAACCCCUUAACUACAGAAGAUGUUGGGCAUUGCAAGGUACCUUGACGGUUAGUGAUGUGUCACUGUGCACGCUGUGAUACCAAGUGCUGCAUUAUCACUAGGACCAUGUGGAUGUGUUGUAGCAGCUUCAAAAAAGGAAAGCCUCCAAAAAAAGUGCGCUAUAAAGUAGCUGCCUUCAGGUUUACUGGAUGUGGUGCUGUGUAUUUUUCUGUGCACUGUGCAGUUGUGUGCUGAUGUCACUAGUGGUGACACGGCCUUUAUUGCACGAGGUGGGAACAUCGCCAAACAGAGAGGUUGCCAAAUAUGCAGUUUUAUAAAUAGCGGUCUGCAAAUGACCACACAUGCUUGUACACAGGCUAUGUUUAGAAAGUAACUCAGGGCUUGGAUUUCUAGAUAUGUUUUCCUUGAAUGCAUGUAGAAACCUUUCCCUCGCUCAUGUGCACCUGUAUAACAUACACUGCCGAUGUUUCAGCAACACUUCUUACGAAUUCCUUCAAAACCUGUUUGGUUUUUUUUCUUGGCAUAUUGAUAUACCUAAUAAUUUAAACCAAUCAGGGAGAUCUGUCCAUUAUCCCUUCCCUCCCCACCCCCUCCUCCCCUUAAGCAUGAUCAUGUUAAUGAAACUAAAACUGUACACAUGGGGUAAUCAAUGAACCAAAGAUUGUUGUAUUAACCUGUGGUGGUUCACAAAAAUUAUAGCAUAAAAUGUUACAAAGUGUGGACUAAAAAAUAUGCUAUGGAUGGAUCAGUGUUUGUAAACAAAUUAUUCUAAAGUGACCUGGAGCCCAAUGAUUGGAAAUGAAUGUGGCCCUUUUUUAACAUGAAAAUGAAAUGAGAAGCCUGGACAUGAGUCACUGUGGAAAGGCAAAGGGCUGUCCAGAGGAUGCAGUGUGACACACAAUAUCUGAUAACUGUUUGUUCCCCCUCCCACGAUGUACACUAGGUGGCACUGUUUACAGAAAUGAUUCCCUUUGCAGUUUGUGACACACAAGUUUCUGUUUAGGAUCUGUAUUUGAAUGCCGGGGGUGUAACCGUGUCUUACUUUGAGUGGCUGAAAAACCUUAAUCAUGUUAGUUAUGGACGUUUGACCUUCAAGUAUGAACGUGACUCAAACUACCACUUACUAAGUAAGUACUAAACUCCUAUCUGGGCUUUUUGCACUAGCCUUCUAUGUGUCCCAGCAGUGUUCUAACUUCUCUUUUUAUUUUUAGUGUCUGUACAAGAAAGUCUAGAAAGGAAAUUUGGGAAACAUGGUGGUGCUAUUGCAGUUGUGCCAACUGCUGAAUUCCAGGCCAGGAUAUCUGUAAGUAGGCUGUUCUCUACAAUAUGUAUCGUAUGAUCUGUGACCUGGCGAUGGGUGGAAUGCUUAACUUGACAAUUCACCAGCUUUGUUUUUUUUUUUUUUUUUUUUUUUUUUCUUUUAUUGAGGCAUAGACUUUACGGGUACAGAAUAAAGAAAGGGAGACAAUAAAAGUCAUACAGGAUGGGGUAUCACAGUUUACCAUACAACAUCUCCGAAACUUGUCGGCCUCGUUUUUAUUUUUUAAAUAAUGUGUAUUAAAGGCAUUGUGUAGCGUUAGGUGCCUGCCUGCUUUGUGUCAAGGUAUAACUUGUAGUAGGUAUUAAGGCACCUCUGAAUGUGCCAGUGUUGAGCGUGGGACCUUAGUUAGGUGAGCUUGGGUAGGUAUGUGUGUCUUAGCUGGGUGUGGUCAACUAAGUUGCUAGCUAAGAGUGCAGCAGGUAGUGUGCGGUAUAUUUCGAGCUGUGUAACGCACUCUGGUUGUUAGGAGAGGGGGGGGUGAAAGUGGCCCAAUGCGUAUUAUUAUUAUGAAAGCUUACGGAGCCAGUAUUGUGCGGGUUUGGGAAGAGCAUAGUGUUAAGAAGCAGCAUUUGGUGGAGAGAAAAGGGAGAAUAAAAACAGAAAAAAAAACAAAAAAAAAAACAGCAUCAGUAUUGGGAAUACCAGCUUUGUUUUUCAUCCUGCCACUUCAUGUGAAUUAGGAUCUAAAUCUGUAAGGGUCCAUCCAGAGGCUUUAACAUCUAUUUUGUAUCAAAUUUUGAAAAUUGAGACUUCAUUUAAUCCAGUGCUUUGUGAAUACCCAUAAUAGGCAUGUUUGUCUAAACUGAGCAUCUUCCAGAUUAUUCAAUUGGAAGUAAAGCCUGUUGUGUUAAUUCGAUCUGCAACAAACAAUAUUUCAAGCGAAAAUAAAAUAUUUGUGUAGAAUGCUGAUGCUAUCUGCAUUAAAACAACCAUAUGGCUGCCCUUCAGCCAAAAACAUGUAGACAUGAAGCCAUUGACUCCUGGCCAACACAAUUUAGGUGAUUAAAGCAAUGCAGAGAGGCAACUCAGAAUAAUUAACAUUUUUGUUUCUCAUUAUAUGCCUGAAGAGAGGACUUGAUAUAAACCACUAGUCAGACUUAAUUUUAAUCAGAUUUGAAAGACUUGUUCAUGGUGGUUGCUAUAAAUUUUCGUAUUUGGAAUUAGAUGAAGAUUUCAUAUUUAGAAUAAUAUAAUCUGAAAUUAUUGCAAGGUGAACUUCCUCCAGUUUAAUUGGUAAUAUUUGGCGAACAAUUUAGAGACACUAUAGUCACCAGAACAAUUGUCACUCAAUGUAGUUCUGGUGUCUAGAGUCAGUCCUUACAGGCUUUUUAAUGUAAACACUGCCUUUUCAGAGAACGUACGUUCAGUCUCCACACUCUGCAUGGAGACUCUAAACGCUCCCAAAGAGAGAUCUUGAUUCAAUGCAUCUCUAUGAGGAGAUGCUAAUUGGUGCAGUGUGGAGUCUUGCUGCACAUUGGGCAAUAGCCUGCCAAUGCUUACCUAUGGGAAAGCAUUGACUUGGCUUAGCACAGCAACUUUAAUCUCUGCCAAGGAGGUGUGGCAGAGCCAGCCAUAACGAGAUCGGUGCUGUGCUGGAAAUAAAGUGAAUAAAUUACCUUUUUUUUUUUUUUUAAAGGCAGGCAAGGGGAGCCGGACACCAAAACGGUUCUUACAAUUAUAGUGUCAGGAAUACAUGUUUGUGUUCCUUUAAAGGUACUCAUUGUGUGUCCAUAGACUUGCAGAGCAAAUUGGUCUUUUUCUGAACUUUGUUUUAGACCUUUUUCUUCUGUGAAAAAGUCAAUUUUCAAUUAACUGCAUAUUUUACAAAGACCACUGAUGGUGACAUUUGUGUUCCUGGGGUGCAGUGCAUUUGAGUUAUACUUGUCUGUCUCCUGGCACUUCACCUGAAAGGAGCCCACGUCAGCGAGACCAAUGCAGGCUCCAUAAAUCUCUUGCCAUGAGCAAGAUAAUGGAUUAUUACCACUAGUUAUAAAUUAUUACGACUAGUGUCGGCCGGAGGAAGAGACAAAACCUGUUUGCCAGUGGUAGCUCCUGCUUUUUAUCAAACUUUUCAAGUGGAAGACUACAAAGUUGUCCCUUAACUGUUUGACUGUAUUGGAAUUUCAAUCAAAUUCCUGCGUAAGCUUUGAGUAUUUAAAAAGAUCUUAUCUGUAUGAAAUGUUUUAUUGGAGCUGCUUUUAUUGAACUAAUUCACCAGAAAUGUAAACAUUUGAAUAUACAGCCUCAAAUUCCUUUCAUGCUGAAUAAUCUUCGGACUUCAAUAUAUUUUAGAUACAAAUCCUAUUUUAAAAGUGUCUGGUUUUAUAAUCUAUGUAUAUUUCCAGCUUGUUUGUGUAUCAGUAAUGAUUGGACUUGUGGCUUUGUUGGACUGCAGAUGGAAAUCUAGAAAGAUGUUCCAUGAAAACAAUCUGGUUAAAACGUUUAUUUUUUUUAUAUACUUGCCUUACGCAUUUCUCGUCCUAUUUUGCAGGGUGCGUCUGAGAAAGACAUUGUCCAUUCGGGUCUGGCAUACACCAUGGAGCGAUCUGCUAGAGUAAGAUUUCAUUUCUUCGUAAUGUCAAUACAUUCUAAACCCUUAAUCUUCUUUGCUGUAAAAUUGUAGAGACCUGAAAACUUAAAUUGCAGAGUCCAGGCCAAAAUAGUCACUGAAGAAAAAUAAAUGGUUUUUACUGUAAUUACAGCUUGGCUAUCUUUGAGACUGUUUCUGCAGUUCGGUUUUCAGUUGCUACAGUUUGUUUAGUGAAUAAUCCCCAUUGCCAAAUCUGUGUUAUCCAUUGUAUUGCCAAAACUAGAAUAAAAUGUUGGGUAUCUAUGAUGUGGCCAUACUGGAAGACCUUGCAUCGAAGUACACCUAUCCCCUGGACUACACGAUUAUUGGAGGGCUCUAUUAUGUUUAAUAAGUCAAUAGAAGCAAAAGGCAAACGUUAACUGUAACUUCUCCUCCCUAUAGCAAAUAGGCUGUUUUUAGGAAGUCUCCUCUCGGUAUGAGAAUCCUCUAACAUGUGAUCUGCUGAGUGUUCCAGGAGACCAUUGCCUCUAGCAUGCCCUGUGCCUGGCACCAUCUUCCCCAUAAUGUCUUGCUCGUGCAGCCGCAGGUUUAAGGGAUAGUUUCCAUUAGAUCAGAGUUUACAGAAAACACCAUUGAGUUUUAUGUAGCUGCAAGAUUUAAAUAGCACUAUUAAUCGAUUAUAUAAAACUUUAUUUGCUAUUUCAAUGGGCAGUUUCAUUGGUAUUUUCCUUUGUAUGCAUACAAAAGAACAGUAUGUAUUAAUUUUAUUUAUUAUCUUAUCCCCAUUUUCUUUCUCUCGUCUUGCAUAAUAACCUCUCAAAAUGCACUUUCCUCCCAGCACUGGUAUUUACUGUCACAGUAUAGGUCUCCUGGGUCUCUGGUCAUUAAUCUGUAUCAUGUGGUUGGACUGAAAGACAUCUCCCCACUUUUCAGACUUGGCUCAUUGAGUAAAAGCUGUCAAGUAGCAAUUGGAGAAGGAAGACAUGUUUGUUUGUUGUUGCAAAUUAUAUAAAGGCAUCAGAUUCCGUAACGCUUUACAAUAUUAUGAGAGGGGGGAUUUAACUAUAAAUAGGACAAUUAUACGAAAACUUACAGGAACGAUAGGUUGAAGAGGGCCCUGCUCAAACGAGCUUACAGUCUAUAGGAAGUGGCGUAUAAAACACAACAGGACAGGAAAUGGCAAUUAAAUAAGGUCGGAAUGAAGUUUAGUGAAUAUUAUUUAGACUAAUGUGCCAAAGCAUCUAUAGUUCAGAUAGUUUUAUUAUUCCUAAAGUCCUGCUGGUGCUAAACUUGCUAUUCUGCCACCUGUCUAUUCGAUGCCCGUAGGAUAGUAUGUGGCCCCUAUAAGGCACUCCCAGGAAGACUUCUCCCACAUACGUAGUCCACAAUUUUAUAAUUUAUUUGAAUAAAAACUGACCAUAUUCUCAAUCUUCUCUUGCAGCAAAUCAUGCGCACUGCAAUGAAGUACAACUUGGGCUUGGAUCUGAGAACCGCUGCCUAUGUCAACGCCAUCGAGAAAGUAUUCAAGGUGUACAAUGAGGCUGGUCUGACCUUCACAUAGAUGAUGAAAUCUACUGGACCGCUCCCCUUUUGCCAUCCCUUUUUUAAAAUAUAUAUACGUUUACAUGUAACCACAGACUUAUCAAUUUCUGUUUUGUUUAGAUUUUUCCUCACGUAUGACUGAGGACACAAAUGCUUCCGUCCCUUUUUUCUUUUCCAUACACUAUUUGGUGUACAAGAACCCAAGUAACUUGAAACCCAUUUUAAGUCUAUCAGAGGACCUGCUGAGUUUGUUUGGGUACUAGCAGACUUCUUUUCUUGUGUCAGUCAAGGAGCAGUCAUUGAUAAUGCAGUGACUUGCUUGGUUAUUGAAGUAACCGCUACUAAAUUUGGCCAAAUAGAUUUGUUUUUUUUUUUAAAUUGCUGAUGUUUCUCUGGUUACAAAAUAUGUACCUUGUGUAGGAUUACAAAAUGUUGGGUUAGAUUGUUUUGUUCUCUGGAGUUACAAUGUUCUGUAUACUGUACGACAUAUCUGUUUUAAUUUGGACAUUAAAACCAGACGUUCUGAAUAUUUCAUAGGCUUGGCAGAGUGGUUUGAGCGGCCGCUAUAUUAUCCGCUGUCACUUAUGUAACAUACGGAGUGAGUUUCUUUUACUGCAGUCUUCAUGUUGAGUAGAGUGGGGCAGGCCUCGAGUGGAGCGUUUCAGGAGCGUCAUGGAAUGACGUUUUGCACAUAAACCUCUGCAGGCCAUGUUUUUUUUUUUACACUUGCUGCUGAACCAUGUGCGAACGUAGGCUUCAUUAUCAGUUAGGACUAAUUUGCCAGUUGUAAAUACUGAACUGUAUUAAGCAUAUAGUUCUCGAUAAUGUCCUACUACUAGACAUGAUUGUGUUUUUGUUAACUGGGCUAUAUCUUAAAGGGAAAGUAUGGCUUAGAGUAGAGUGUAACUUCCUUUAGUCCACAGUGGCUUCUGCCAUCGCCUUUAUUUGUCCUUUAUUCAAUCGUCUGCAACUUUAUUGAACAACUUCAUAUCUCAUUAGUCAGCCUUCUUAAUUAUCCUUCAGGCUGCAGUGUUAGCCGUAACAUUUUCAUAAGGUUAUACUUUUUAAACUAGUCUGCACACAUCUGUUUCUACAGCAUAUAUUAAUCUCCAACUGAUGCCAUAUACAGGUAAUCUUCAUGUCCUUACAUUUUUAGACAUUUUAAGGUGGCCUAAUGAUGCAAAGUUUUUAAAACUCUAUGCAUUUUUUUCAAACCCCCCUCCCUGUCCAGCCGUUUCAUAUAGUAGUUAUCCUGUCUUAUGCUUCUGUUCACUGAAACCACUUGCAUAAAUGUACAGCUAGUAAUACUCAAAUAUAUAUUUGUCCAAAUAUUUUUUUAGCUCUCAAGGCCUCGCAAGAACCGUUUUUACAAUACUGUUCCACUAUAGUUCCAAGGAGAUGUAUUGCAGAUCUUAGGAGUUGCAGCGCAUAUGAAAUGUAUACUUUCUUUUUUGUUACUAACUUUGUAACCGCAUGAAUUGAGAAAGUGAUCAAAUAUGACAUUAAAAGUCCUCCUUUCCAAAAAUGGUGUCAUUUCUUUGCUUCCCGUUCAGAUAGGUAAACUGCACAUCACGAAGUCAACACUGGUUAGAGACAUGCCAGGUACCAGAACUGUUG
This is a messenger RNA of Pelobates cultripes (western spadefoot toad), 25236 nucleotides long. The record is from the annotation of a GenBank genome assembly. Lineage: Eukaryota; Metazoa; Chordata; Amphibia; Anura; Pelobatidae.